Molecule: messenger RNA, 3841 nt
Organism: Chinchilla lanigera (long-tailed chinchilla)
Lineage: Eukaryota; Metazoa; Chordata; Mammalia; Rodentia; Chinchillidae
Gene: Zfp1
Product: ZFP1 zinc finger protein
Biological process (GO): negative regulation of transcription by RNA polymerase II
Molecular function (GO): DNA-binding transcription repressor activity, RNA polymerase II-specific
Source: RefSeq, a predicted model, not a curated record
UCUGAGUUCUGGGAUUACAGAUGUGUGCCAUUACAUCCAGCCAGAGAUUGAUUUUUAUAUUUGGUUGAUUACAAUGUAUGCUUUAAAUGUAAAUCAAGUUGAACGCCUUAAAUACGUACAGAUUUUACAAUAGCCGACUACACCUCAGUAAAGCUGGGAUCGAGUGGGAAAAGUCGUUGAAGCAAAUAAAUACUCUUGCCAAUUUAUUUAUUUUUAAUUAGCACGGUGUAGUAAAAUUACUGGUGAUACUUGCUUUCCUGUACACAUUUCCUCAUUUAAAUAGUUAUAACUGACAUGUAUACUUUUUACAAGCUAGGCUUUUGUAUUUUGAAAUUAGGAAGUAGAUUGAAAAUUCACAAGUCACUUUGGGAAAUUGAACAGACCGGGCCAAGCGAUUACCUUGGAAAGCGCUCCUCAGGCCUUUUGAAUAAGGUAUAGACUUUUCAGAGAGUCCCUAACUCCGCAGCUCGGAGGUUUCUGGGAAAUGUAGUCCCAAAGGUCGACGUAGCGCCCCUCAGAGGACCCUGGGAACGCCGAGCAGCCCUCAUAUCUGCGCAUGUGCAGUGGUGCGAGAGCGCGCCACCGGCCGCCCUACCCCCCAUGCAGCCGCGAGUGGGUGACAGGGACCCCUUCUCUGCUCAUCUUCGCCGCCCCGCGCCGUGACCCGGCCUGGCACGGCGCCACGAGUGGAGGUUGUGCCCUUGAAGUUCUGCCUUUAUAGUUCUCUGCCUCUACCCCAAAACUGCAGAAAAUGAACAAAUCCCAGAAGUGUGGAAGGCUGAUGACCAGAUGGAAAGGGAGCACAGAAAUCCAGAUGAACAGGCAAGGCAGUUUAUGAGCCUCAAGAACCAAACUGCACUUGAGGAAAGAGGUAACCUCUUUGGAAGAACGUUUACUUUGAACACAGACUUUGUUUCUUUAAGACAAGUGCCCUAUAAAUAUGAUUUAUAUGAAAAAACUUUGAAAUAUAAUUCAGACUUACUUCAUAAUAAUAGAAGCUAUUCAAGAAGAAAAGGUGAUGAGUGCAUUGGAUUUGGAAAACCACUCCUGUAUCUGAAGCAAGAGAAAACCCAUCCUGGAGCAGAAUAUUCUGAAUACAGUAAAAGUGUGAAAGCCCUUGGCCAUAAAGAAGUCAUUUUUAAACAUCAGAAAAUUAAGAACUUAGUUCAACCAUUUAUUUGUAAUUACUGUGACAAGGCCUUCCCCUUUAAGUCACUCCUCAUUAGUCAUAAGAGAAUACACACUGGAGAAAAACCCUACGAAUGUAAUGUAUGUAAGAAAACUUUCUCCCAUAAGGCAAACCUCAUCAAACAUCAGAGAAUUCACACUGGGGAGAAACCCUUUGAAUGUCCUGAGUGUGGAAAAGCUUUCACCCAUCAGUCAAACCUUAUUGUACACCAGAGAGCACAUAUGGAGAAGAAGCCCUAUGAGUGCAGUGACUGUGGAAAGACAUUUGCUCAGAAGUUUGAACUCACUACACACCAGAGAAUUCAUACCGGAGAGCGACCCUAUGAGUGUAAUGAGUGUGCAAAAACCUUCUUUAAGAAAUCAAACCUCAUUAUACAUCAGAAAAUUCACACAGGGGAGAAACGCUAUGAGUGUAGUGAAUGUGGAAAAUCUUUUAUCCAGAACUCACAACUCAUCAUACAUAUGAGAACUCAUACAGGAGAGAAACCCUAUGAAUGUACUGAAUGUGGCAAAACUUUCAGCCAGAGGUCAACACUUAGAUUACAUUUGAGAAUCCAUACUGGAGAGAAACCAUAUGAGUGUACUGAAUGUGGAAAGGCCUUCAGCAGGAAGUCCCGACUCAGUGUCCAUCAGAGAGUUCACAUAGGGGAUAGACCCUGAGACUACUCUGAGGUGCUAUUGUAAAAACUCCUCAGAAUCCCUCCAGUGAAGAAAAACAGGUGUUGGAAUUCAUAGUAGGAUAUAAUCUCUCAAGUGAAAAAUAUGUAAAAAAAAAAAAAAUAGCAUUGCAUAUAGAACAUUAUACUGGAAGAUAGAUAUGAUAUCCAGCUAAAGUAUACACAUCAGAAUAUAUCAAAUUGUAAAUAGAUGUACCCAGCUAUAUUACAGUGAGCUUCGUUUUGUUUUUGUAGCAUUGGGGGUGGAACCCAGUCUAUUGCCUAUACUGGGCAAGUGCUCUUUCACUGAGCUACAACACCAACUCACGAUGAGCUUUUAAAAAUCUUGAAAGAACUCAAUAUUCUGGGCAGCAGCAUAAAGCAUAUACAGAUAAUACCCUAGGAAUUUAUAUGUGAGAGUAUGUCACAAAACACAAAUUAUGUUUUAAAUCAUAUGUGAAUUUAGUAGUCAUUGGGAGUUUGAAAUUCUUGUCCUCUGUGAUAAUUAGGAUAUAACAAACAAGAUUUUCCAUACUACGGUAAACAUCAUGUUUGUUUCAGUACCUUUCCAACCCAGUAUGGAUUCAAAAUGAAAUAUGUAACAUUUUAAAGCGGCAUGGAGCUGAUUUUUUUUUUUCUCCUACUGCUUGCUGGCAUAUAUAAGUUGGUGUGACCAUUGUUACUGAGCCUUUUUGCUAAAGAGAAAACAAUAUUGUUUGAAUCUUAACCCGAUCCUUGGUUUCAAGAUUUUUCUAGAAACAUUAUUUAUAUACAUAUGCAAGUGUUAGAUAACUAAGAGAUCAGUGAAAAGAGGCAGAUGCAACUGUGUUACUCAGUAUGUACUGCAGAAUAGAAAUAUGCCAUGCAAAGAGGAUAUCAUCCAUUAUGCUCUUAUUUUCCAUGGAGUAUUAACAUACAAAUGCAUGUGUAUUUCCAAAAGAUUGUGUAACUCAGAAGCUACUUGUAUUUUUGUGCGCGUCCCUAUCCUUUUAAGACUUUAUGAAUUGUCUUGCAAAAAGUCAUAUGAUGCUUAUGUACCUCACAAAUGCUAGUUACAUUUCAGAGACCUUAGAGGAAAAAAUAAUUUAUUUUAAGAAAGGUAUAAAGAAUCCUGUUUUGCUUUUCAAAGUUUCUAUAAGCAUAAUCCACUUUCAAGAUGAAUUUUUGUAGUAUUCUGUUUAAAGGAAGGAUCUUUACUUCCUUGAGUCUCAUCUUCAUCAACCUAAAAUCUUCCCUUUGUGACCUAACUUAGCAUAAAUUAAUUACCUUUCCUUUCAGUGUUCACACUUUGUAAAUUAACACUUUCCUUUCAGUGUUCACACUGUUUUCAGUGGUCUCUUCAUAUGCUAUAUGAUGAUUAUCAUUACAGUUAUUUUUUUUGCAUAACUGCAAUGUACCAUUUUAGCUUUUCAAAUGCACAAGUUUAGCCUUUCCCUCUUAAUCACAAAUCAUGCAAUGGAAUUAUAAAUGGAAAGCAGAACUGGUUUUUAUUAUUUUCGAAGAUCUCUGAUAUACUGUGACUCAAUAUGAUUGUGAAUGACUUUCUGGAAAAAUAUACCAGGACAUCCAUAGCCCAGCAAAUCUUUGUCUUUCUAAGUUAGUAUCUCACCUACUAAUGACAAGGAAGCAGGGGGAAACAGUUAUUUUCAACACUGCUGUUGGAAGUGUAAAUUGUAACAGCCUCUUUGGAAAACAUUGUGAGUCUGUCUUUUAACAUUAAAUAUAUAUAUACUCUUUAGGCUGGGAAUCUAACUCCUGGGAAUCUACUUCUAAGAAAAACAUAAAGUGCCAGUACUUAAGAUUUUAUGAUUAUCUAUGUAUACUGUAUUUUUUUGGUGAGGACCAAAAAAGGGGAAAAAAAAGAUGACCAUCAGUAAGGGAAUGAUUGAACAAAUUGUGGUAAAAAUAUACCAUGGCUGAAUGGUUUUCCAUAAAGGAACAUGUAGACACAAAAAAAUGAAUAUAUCAAUUUUUAUAAAAUAAAGAUCUUGAACCUU